AAAUGGGAGGGACACAUUUCUCAAGCUGAUGCUCUGGAGAAACUUUUGUGUCCCGAAAGUGUAGCAGACAGUUUUACUUUCCAGCACAGAGACACAGUCCAGUGGACAGCACAAUCCAUCAGCUGCAGCAGAGACCUGAAACACCUUCAUCAUGUCCAGCAAGCGAGCGAAGGGAAAGACCACUAAGAAGAGGCCACAGAGAGCCACUUCAAACGUGUUUGCCAUGUUUGACCAGUCACAGAUCCAGGAGUUCAAGGAGGCCUUCAACAUGAUCGACCAGAACCGAGACGGAUUCAUCGAUAAAGAGGAUCUCCAUGACAUGCUGGCCUCUUUGGGGAAGAACCCGUCUGAAGAUUACCUGGAGGGGAUGAUGAGUGAAGCUCCAGGGCCCAUCAACUUCACCAUGUUCCUCACCAUGUUUGGAGAACGGCUCAACGGAACCGACCCGGAGGACGUCAUCAGGAACGCUUUCGCCUGCUUCGACGAGGAAGGAUCCGGUUUAAUUCAUGAAGACCACCUGCGAGAGCUGCUGACCACCAUGGGAGAUCGUUUCACAGAUGAAGAUGUGGACGAGCUCUUCAGAGAGGCUCCCAUUGACAAAAAGGGCAACUUUAACUACGGCGAAUUCACCCGGAUUCUCAAACACGGCGCCAAAGAUAAAGACGACAUGUAGACGAUCGGAGAGCAUCAGCCGCAGCUGCACAGCGCAUUACAAACACAUGAUCAGCAUCUAGAAGUCAAAGAAAAACACAUUUCGCGUCACAAAUAUUCCAUGGUAUAUAAAAGAAUUAUUUUUUUCCUCUAAAUGCAUUCGAUACAACCAGGUUGCAUUGCUAACAAUCUGUGCAGUGUGUAUUUUGUGUUUUUAUGGGGGACUACAGUAUAAAGCAAUGUACUCUGCAGCUGCGGCUGGACGUCUUUGAGUUCGGAAUCUGUGCAACUCAGAAAUGAAACUAUUACAUUGGAGAUGCCAUAAACCUGUAGAAAAGGUUAUUUUUACGUGUGUAUUUAAAAGGAUUAUCAGUAUCUCCCCCUCACUGAGCAAUAUUAUCAGAUAUCAAAAACAUUAUGGGUAUUUAGAAAUCAUUAAUGGAAGUACAGAAGGACAGAUUCCUUAAGGUCACCUUCAUUUUUCAAACUGAUAUUCUCCUGAUAACUGAGACGCAGAAUUUGGGAUAUGUUGAUUUUUUUGGUGGUACUGCUACUUGUAUUUUCCCAUUAAACCGUGAAUAUCUGGCUUAUAAAAUGUGUAUUUACAUGUGGCAAACUACAGUGAAUUCUCAAAAUCAUUUCUGUGCAUGCAUAAGUCAACAGUACUCAUUUCUGGACAUUUGCUCUGUAAAAUAAAGCAAUUUCCAUUACUCCACAACAUUACUACAAAUCUAUGAAAAACGAAGCUUUAUUUCUCUGUAAUGCUUGUACAAAAGGACAUCAAAUAAAAUCUUAAGGCAGAUAUUGC
Molecule: messenger RNA, 1459 nt
Organism: Sinocyclocheilus rhinocerous
Lineage: Eukaryota; Metazoa; Chordata; Actinopteri; Cypriniformes; Cyprinidae
Product: myosin regulatory light polypeptide 9-like
Exons: 4
Coding region: 152-673 (173 amino acids)
Molecular function (GO): calcium ion binding
Source: RefSeq, a predicted model, not a curated record